Messenger RNA from Cladophialophora psammophila CBS 110553, 936 nucleotides. RefSeq lists its product as uncharacterized. Gene Ontology annotation, biological process: response to xenobiotic stimulus. The record is from RefSeq and is a predicted model, not a curated record. Bases 1 to 936 code for a protein of 311 amino acids. Gene Ontology annotation, molecular function: DNA-binding transcription factor activity. Lineage: Eukaryota; Fungi; Ascomycota; Eurotiomycetes; Chaetothyriales; Herpotrichiellaceae. The transcript has a single exon.
AUGCACUUGAUGCAAGCAUUGGGAAUUCAGCGAGAACCUUCAACGAUUGCCAUCACAUACCCCCCUAUUACAGGAAAAGUCACCGACAUUGACGGUCAAGGACAAACCGUCUAUCGUCGAAGGGUGUUCUGGGUUGGGAACGCAAUCCACACCAUCUUUUCCUACGAGUACUCCCGACCCCGGGUCGUCUUGGAAGAUGUCAACUAUGAGCCAGUUGAUUCGGUCGUGAGCCCCAAUACAAAGCACCUCCUCUACCUGGCCGAGGUGAUCCCCAAAAAUACUCGUACUGUAACAAGGCAAGGUGGCUGUGCUGUGAUGGACUGUGCUGGGCUGGUAGAGCGGUGGCAGGGUGGAAAGCUGUCUGGUCACAUGUCAAACCAAAAUGGGCUGGCAGAGAAGGGGGGGUGCGAAACAGUUUACAGUGCUGGCAGAGUGCCAUUCUUUACAGACAGAGUAUCAAGCAAUAAAUGGUUUUUCGAUGCCGUCUACCUAUUCCUAAGUGUUUUAUCAGUCCUGUUCCAUCUCCUCGAUGCCACCGCCGUGCUAGGCGCUCCUUGCCCUAGCCGCUGCCUCUCUGGGUGGUGUUGGUGGUGGUGUUGUCUUGCCAGUGUCAACCAGAAAGGCGUUCUCGAUUUCCGACCUUUCAACGUCUCGAAAUCCAAGAGCGCCGAGCCAACAACUUCAAAUAUCCUGUCGAUCCGCUCGGCUGCAUUGCAAUCGAUCCAGGAGCAUUUAACCAACCGGCCCUCAUCAAGCCACUAUUCUGUCAUCCCAUGGUGGUCUCUCAUCUCCAUUCCGUUCCAUUUCAUCCUUAUUCUUCUCUCAAUCGACACGCCGGAAUGUCUUGCCCAAGUCUCCCACCUCCUUGCAAUCAUUCGAGCCGUCGGUGCGGCAUUCGACACUCAUCUGACACGCGGAGCCCUGCAGAACGCCUGA